Botrytis porri is the source of this 831-nucleotide messenger RNA. RefSeq lists its product as uncharacterized. NCBI's taxonomy places the organism in Eukaryota, Fungi, Ascomycota, Leotiomycetes, Helotiales, Sclerotiniaceae. The record is from RefSeq and is a predicted model, not a curated record. The transcript has 2 exons. Bases 1 to 831 code for a protein of 276 amino acids.
AUGUCACCCUCUACCCCGCGCAUUCUCCUCCUCGGCGGGCACGGUAAAGUUUCUCUCCUGCUCACUCCCAAAAUCCUCUCUCGAUCCUGGAACCUCAUUUCCAUGAUCCGCAAUCCGGAGCACAAGUCCGAUAUCCUAGCUGCCGCCUCUCGCGCCCCCAAAAGUAGCGCCGGAAAUCUCGAGGUGCUCGUAUCCAGCAUAGAAGAUGUGAAGAACGAGAGUGACGCGAAGGAGAUUUUGGAAAAGGUGAAAGCUGAUUGGGUUAUUUGGUGUGCUGGAGCCGGCGGCAAAGGCUCCAAAGACCGCACCUACGCCAUCGAUCAGAAAGCCUGUAUCCACUUCAUCCGGGCCUCUCUCUCUACUCCCUCCAUCAGCAAAUUUCUCCUCGUCUCUGCGCUCAUAUGCCGUCGCUCGCGAGCCCCAUGGUGGAGCGAAGAAGAUUGGACAUAUGUACAGAAAGUCAACACGGAAGUUCUUCCCGAUUACUACAAAGCGAAGUUAGCGGCAGAUCAAGCAUUAGUCGUGUUGGGAGAGGAGAGAAAAGAUAUGAUGUGGAUAGAUUUGAGGCCGGGGACGCUGAGUGAUGAGGAGGAGACGGGGAAGGUGAGUUUGGGCAAGACCAGGGGACAGGGGAAGGUUACCAGAGGGGAUGUGGCGGAGGUUGCGGUGAGAUUGUUGGGGGAGGAGGGGGUCAAGAGCGGGUAUUUUGAUUUGUUGAAUGGGGAGGGAGAGGUGGGGGAAGAGGUGGAGAGGGUGCUGAAGGAGGGGGUGGAUUGUAGGGAGGGUGAGGAGUUUGAGGAUUUGAGGGGAAGUGAGUUUUUGAAGCUAUGA